AUGCAUACGUCCAUGGACCAAGAAUUUUCACUGUUGAAGGAAGAGGAAAUUCACCAGGAUAGAUGGCGGCGCUCCUCCCGUGAACCACACUUGCCCAGAACAUCAAGGAGGAACCGCAAGAAGACCAAAAGCAGCCGUGACUGCCAUUUGGAGAGGAAGGAGAUGCGGGUGCGAGAUCUUGGCCUCGGCUAUGACUCAGAUGAGAUAAUCCUCUUUAAAUACUGUGUUGGCACAUGCCACAGCUCCCGCAGGAACUAUGACCUGGCCCUCAAAACUCUGAUGGACAAUGGGAGCAUCUCCGGAAAAAAGGUCAGCGGUCACCCCUGCUGUCGGCCUACCCGCUAUGAGACUGUGUCCUUUAUGGACACCCAGACUACAUGGCAGACAAUUAAGUGGCUCUCUGCAGCCAACUGCAGCUGUGUGGGCUGA
This is a messenger RNA of Limanda limanda (common dab), 429 nucleotides long. RefSeq names its product artemin. Gene Ontology annotation, molecular function: growth factor activity; glial cell-derived neurotrophic factor receptor binding; receptor tyrosine kinase binding. The record is from RefSeq and is a predicted model, not a curated record. NCBI's taxonomy places the organism in Eukaryota, Metazoa, Chordata, Actinopteri, Pleuronectiformes, Pleuronectidae. The transcript is spliced from 2 exons. Bases 1 to 429 code for a protein of 142 amino acids.